Messenger RNA from Trichosurus vulpecula (common brushtail), 3117 nucleotides. RefSeq names its product DLG associated protein 1 (gene DLGAP1). The record is from RefSeq and is a predicted model, not a curated record. The transcript has 11 exons. Gene Ontology annotation, biological process: signaling. Lineage: Eukaryota; Metazoa; Chordata; Mammalia; Diprotodontia; Phalangeridae. Gene Ontology annotation, molecular function: molecular adaptor activity. Bases 69 to 3032 code for a protein of 987 amino acids. Gene Ontology annotation, cellular component: glutamatergic synapse; postsynaptic specialization.
UUCCCAGAGACCUGUCUGGAACACAGCCGCGUGGUAUAGAUGACAUUGGCGGUCGCUUAGCCUCAGCAAUGAAAGGAUUAUCCAGCAGCCGUAGUCACCAUCACGGAGUGACCUGUGAUUCUGCCUGUGACUCUCUAUCCCAUCAUGCGGACAGGAAGCCAUACUUGUUAAGCCCAGUGGAGCCUCACCCUGCUGACCACCCUUACUACACUCAAAGGAAUUCCUUCCAAGCUGAGUGUGUGGUCCCCUUCAAUGACCCCCUGGCUAGCAGCACCUUCCCUAGGAGGCAUUACAACUCCCAGCAAGAGUUGAAGGAGGAAUGUGCACUGGUUCCCCGCACCCUAGCUAACAAGGCAAAUCGCCUUCCUCCCAACCUCCUGGACCAAUUUGAAAGGCAGCUCCCCCUCAACAGAGACGGUUACCACACCUUGCAGUACAAGAGAACUGCUGUGGAGCACCGUAGUGACAGCCCUGGAAGGAUUCGUCACCUGGUCCACUCUGUCCAGAAGCUUUUUACCAAGUCUCAUUCUCUGGAGGGACCAUCCAAGGGCAGCAUCAAUGGAGGCAAAGCCAGCCCAGAUGACACACAGACAAUGAGGUACGGCAAGAGAAGCAAGAGCAAAGAAAGACGGCCUGAACCCAAAGCCCGUUCAAAUGCCUCAGGUUGGUGGAGCUCUGAUGACAACUUGGAUGGUGAUGUCUGCCUCUAUCAUGCCCCAUCAGCAGUGAUGACUAUGGGCCGGUGCCCAGACCGCUCUGCCUCACAAUAUUUCAUGGAGGCCUACAAUACAAUCAAUGAACAUGCAGUCAAGGCCUCCAGGAGUAAUAAUGAUGUCAAGUGUUCUACCUGUGCAAACCUUCCUGUCAAUCUGGAUGCCCCGCUCCUGAAGAAGAGUGCCUGGUCCUCAACCCUGACAGUGAGCAGGGCCCGUGAAGUUUACCAGAAAGCUUCAGUUAAUGUGGACCAGGCCUUGGUGAAGUCAGAAACCUGUCAACAGGAACGAUCCUGCCAAUAUCUUCAGGUUCCUCAAGAUGAAUGGACUGGGUAUACCCCUCGUGGAGGCAAAGAUGAUGAGAUCCCUUGCCGGAGAAUGCGCAGUGGCAGUUACAUCAAGGCAAUGGGGGAUGAAGACAGUGGUGACUCAGAUACCAGUCCCAAGCCUUCUCCAAAGAUUGCAGCCAGAAGAGAGAGCUAUCUCAAGGCUACACAGCCAUCUCUUACAGAGCUCACCACACUCAAGAUAUCCAACGAACAUUCCCCAAAACUCCAGAUCCGGAGCCACAGUUACCUGAGGGCAGUGAGCGAAGUCUCAAUCAAUAGAAGCUUGGAUAGCCUGGACCCUGCAGGACUUCUCACUUCACCAAAAUUCCGCUCUAGGAAUGAGAGCUACAUGAGAGCCAUGAGCACAAUCAGCCAGGUGAGCGAGAUGGAAGUCAAUGGUCAGUUUGAGUCUGUGUGUGAAUCUGUAUUCAGUGAACUGGAAUCUCAAGCUGUAGAAGCCCUGGACCUGCCAAUGCCAGGAUGUUUCCGCAUGAGGAGCCAUAGCUAUGUGAGGGCGAUUGAGAAGGGCUGUUCCCAGGAUGAUGAAUGUGUGUCCCUGAGGUCUUCAUCCCCACCCCGAACAACUACCACCGUGAGGACCAUUCAGAGCAGCACUGGUAUCAUAAAACUGAGUUCUGCAGUUGAAGUGUCAUCUUGCAUUACAACAUAUAAGAAGACACCACCUCCAGUCCCACCAAGAACUACCACAAAACCUUUCAUUUCUAUCACAGCCCAGAGCAGCACAGAAUCUGCCCAGGAUGCCUACAUGGAUGGACAGGGGCAAAGGGGAGAUAUUAUCAGUCAGUCUGGACUUAGCAACUCCACGGAAAGCUUGGAUAGUAUGAAGGCUCUGACUGCUGCCAUCGAAGCUGCUAAUGCCCAGAUCCAUGGACCAGCCAGCCAACAUAUGGGGAGCAAUACUGCCACGGUCUCAACCACCACCACUACAGCCACAGUUACUGCGGAAGAAAGAAAGAAAGAUCACUUCAAGAAAAACCGAUGUCUGUCUAUUGGAAUACAGGUUGAUGAUGUUGAUGAACCAGUCAAAGCAGGGGAAAAUAAAGUAACCAGUAAGUUCCAGUCCAUAGGAGUCCAAGUGGAAGAGGAGAAAUGCUUCCGCAGGUUCACUCGGUCUAACAGCGUGACAGCAGCAGUACAGGCUGACCUGGACUUCCAUGAGAACAUGGAAAACUCUCUGGAAUCUAUAGAGGACAAUACCUGCCCAGGACCAAUGUCCCGGCAGUUUUCCCGGGAUGCCAGCACCUCCACAGUGAGCAUUCAGGGGUCAGGAAACCACUACCAUGCCUGUGCUGCAGAUGAUGACUUUGACACAGAUUUCGAUCCUUCCAUUUUGCCUCCACCGGAUCCUUGGAUUGACUCUAUCACUGAAGAUCCCCUGGAGGCUGUUCAGAGGUCAGUGUGUCACCGAGAUGGUCACUGGUUUCUGAAGCUUCUUCAGGCCGAGAGAGACCGGAUGGAAGGUUGGUGCCAGCAGAUGGAGAGAGAAGAACGGGAAAAUAACUUGCCUGAAGACAUUCUAGGGAAAAUCCGGACCGCAGUAGGCAGUGCCCAACUUCUCAUGGCCCAGAAAUUCUACCAGUUCAGAGAACUGUGUGAAGAAAACCUGAAUCCCAAUGCUCAUCCGAGGCCAACCUCCCAGGACUUAGCAGGGUUUUGGGAUAUGCUGCAGUUGUCCAUUGAAAAUAUUAGUAUGAAAUUUGAUGAACUUCAUCAGUUAAAGGCCAAUAAUUGGAAACAGAUGGAUCCUCUUGACAAGAAGGAGAGAAGGGUCCCUCCUCCAGUGCCAAAGAAGCCGGCGAAAGGCCACGUGCCGCUGAUCCGGGAGCGCUCCCUGGAAAGCUCGCAACGCCAAGAGGCCCGCAAACGCCUGAUGGCCGCCAAGCGGGCUGCUUCGGUCCGCCAGAACUCGGCCACCGAGAGCGCCGAGAGCAUCGAGAUCUACAUCCCUGAGGCCCAGACCCGGCUAUGAAGGCACCAGGCCUCUUGACCAAUCCCCACUCCACAUCCUCGUUCAGUCACCAUGCAGUAUUUGUAACCCAUCCCCAUUCCCUUUC